Penicillium subrubescens is the source of this 609-nucleotide messenger RNA. RefSeq lists its product as uncharacterized. Lineage: Eukaryota; Fungi; Ascomycota; Eurotiomycetes; Eurotiales; Aspergillaceae. The record is from RefSeq and is a predicted model, not a curated record. Bases 1 to 609 code for a protein of 202 amino acids. The transcript has a single exon.
AUGGUGUGUAUUCUCUUCAUCUUCACUCUCUUCAUCUUCACUCUCUUCAUCCUCGCUCUCUUCAUCCUCGCUCUCUUCAUCCUCGCUCUCUUCAUCCUCGCUCCCUCGAUGCUCAAUUUCUUCAUUCUCAAUCUCGUUAUGCUUGCUGUCUUCGUGGUCGCUAUCUUCAUGCCCGCCUUCUUCAUGCUCACUGCCUCCGCCAUCCUCACCUUUACUCACUUCAUCUCUUUUAUCUUCAUUCUCGUCGUCCUGACUGAGAUCAUCGUCUCCACCAUUACUGUUGUUAUCAUUGUUGUCAUCACCGUUGUCGCACUCGUUGUUGUCACCAUCAGUGCCCCCAUCCGAAGACCGCAAUAUUUGAUCCGUCUCCUGCUCUUGCUCUUCAUUGGUACCCGCACCUUGUGUGGGCUCACUGAUAUUAUUUGGCAAAAACUUCUUGUUCAGGUUAUCAACAGCGUCCUUGACUUCAGGAUCUUGCCCAAGCCAACCCUCAUACGACAUGGUCAGAAGCUGGGAUCGAUCCAGUUUUGCGUACUCGUCAAUCCAGGUGCGUGCCGCAAUCUCAGCAAAUGGAUCAUCAGCAAUGACAAUAUCAGAUGGCGGGUAUAA